Hypanus sabinus (Atlantic stingray) is the source of this 4390-nucleotide messenger RNA. RefSeq names its product thioredoxin domain containing 15 (gene txndc15). The record is from RefSeq and is a predicted model, not a curated record. The transcript has 5 exons. Gene Ontology annotation, biological process: cilium assembly. Lineage: Eukaryota; Metazoa; Chordata; Chondrichthyes; Myliobatiformes; Dasyatidae. Bases 105 to 1181 code for a protein of 358 amino acids. Gene Ontology annotation, cellular component: cilium.
GUGAGUGAACAUCAACAUCCGUUCCCAGGUGUCAGGUUGGUGCCGCAGUCAGCAUGGCCGCUCGGAGCUUCGGAAGUUAGUCUCAUUUGGCGUCGGGAGACAGAAUGGGCGCCAGUGUGCAGGGAGUGGGUGUAUUCACGCUGAUGCUGAUUCUCGCAGAGGUGGCCGCACAAGCUGCAGUCCAAAGAGAUGCUGAUGCUUCAAAACUUUUGACUACUGAGGGGAAUGAAGUAAUUUCUAAUUCAGUCAGUGAUGCACAACUUGAAGAAACAGAUGGACAGACUAAAAGGAAAGCACACUUUCCAACAGCAGAAAUGGCUGAUGCAGUCCUGGGAAGUGGAAUUACCUCAAAUGAAAAGGCUUUACUGACUCUAAUGCAGAAUAUUAGAAGUGAACACCCUGCAUUUGAAGGCAGAGACGCUCUCUGUACUGGCCCAAGUGGAGAAAAGGGCGAAUGUAGUGUUCCAAAGGAAAUGUUUCCUUCGUUUUCAUAUAUCUCGUCCAGUAGUCAGGAGGGAGAGCUACUUGAAAAGAAAGCCACAAAUGUCAUGGAACCAGCAAAGACUGAAAGCACAGCAGUGGAAGAGUCAAAUGUCACUGGAACAGCCAAAGCACCAAAAGUAAACUGUGAAGAAAGAAAUAUCACUGGAUUAGAUCGCUCUAUCGUACAAAUCCUUAAUGGCUCACAAGACCUCAUGGAAUUUCUGAGUGCCAACGGCAGUGACUGUUCUGUAGUCCUGUUCUACACACCGUGGUGUCGAUUCUCUGCAGACCUUGGUCCACAUUUCAAUGCAUUACCACGUGCUUUUCCUUCCCUACAAUUUCUGGCACUGGAUGCAUCUCAGCACAGCAGUCUCUCUACUAGGUUUGGUACAGUUGCUGUUCCUAACAUCCUGCUGUUUCAAGGUGUCAAGCCAAUGGCAAGGUUUAACCAUACAGACAGAACUCUUUCAACCCUGAGGGCAUUCAUCUUUAAUCAAACGGGUAUUGAAGCAAAUGGCACAGUUGAAGUAACAGAAGAAGAUCUUAUUGGUCCACUUCCCAGUGUUGCAGUGAGAGGCAUUGACUGGCUUCUUGUCUUCUCCAUAAUGUUUGUCUGUAGUUUUCUAAUUUAUGGUACAGUUCAGUCAGAUAGUAUCAAAUGGUUAAUCCCAGGACAAGAGCAUGAACACCAGGAAUGAACUCUUACAACGAGCUAGUUACAACCCGGAGCAAAGAGCAGCUACACUGGUGCUCCACACUAUUUAUGAAUAAAUGAGUUAGCUUUUUAUCACAUGUUGCUGCUUUGUGUGGGAAUUUAUGUAAGUAUUUGUCACUAUGAAUAAGCUUAGUGUUUAUCAAAUGACCAAUAGUUUGGCGAGUCAUACUUCCAUAUGGUUAAUUUUUGUAUGACAAAUUUAUUUAAGUGCAGCAUAUAGAAUGAAUACCUAAUGCCAGUUUUAACUUGAAGUGUUUCAGAUGAGAUACAAGUUAGUAAUAAGUAUAUUUGAAAUUAAUUAUAUUGAGGAUGGAAAAUUGAAUCCUAUUUAAAGCUGUACAAUGGGCACUAUCACAUUUAAUCUUGCAGUUAAGAAUAGAACUAAAUCCAUUGGAUUCUCAAAAUCAAGAUCAGUUGAGUUCCUCACACUUAAGAAUUAGAAUCAGUUUUAAUAUUACUGACAUAUGUUGUGAAAUAUGGUGUUUUUGGCAACAGUACAUUGCAAUACAUAAUAAAAAACCUAUACAUUAAGAAUUAUACUGUAUUUAUGUGUAUGUUGUUAUGAAUGUACCACAGCUCUGAGGGGCCGAAGGGUGCAGGGUAGCCCCCUCCUUUGUGAGAAUCGCAAGAUCACUAUUGAGUCAGUUCAGGAGAUCCAGGACCCAGGAGAGAAAGACAUGCAGAAUUCACAAAGAUUGGAAUGUGACCUGGCCUCCCAGAGGGGACCCAUUGAUACCGGCUAUUGUCUCUUGGAGACGGACUUGUGUAUUGCAUCCUGUGCGAUGCAUUGAAGCCCCAGGCAAUGAACCGAGGGGGAGGUUGGUGGAGAGAUUGCAUCAUCUCAACCUGAUUGACAUCUGAGACCCUUUGAGUCAGGAUAAAAGAGGGUCUGGGGAACAGCCCCUUCAGACGCACCAGAAGAAACGCUAGCGAUCCCGUAAUAGCGGAAGCCGGUGGGGAGGCCACGUGCGUUCGGUUCCAUUUGCCCCGGAACCGGUGUCCUUUACCACGGAAGAACGGCUUUUAGCUAACAACGGGGAAACCAACUCCCAACGACUCUCGAAGGAUUGACAUCAUAAAAGCACUGGGCAAGUUUUAACCCGUCUUUCUCUCAAACCAAAACGCUGCAGCUUGAACGAACUAACAGUGACUUUGAUAUUUCCAUCGGACAAUACAUUAUCCCCUAGACAACGAUAGAGCUAUUUCUUAUUGAUUAUUAUUAUACCCGCGCUUUUAGAUUUAGUAUUGACGACGUAUAUUUGUAUGUUUGCAUUGAUAUUAUUUUGUGUAUUUUUAUCAAUCAAUACUGUUAAAAUAGUACCAUCAGACUUCAACGGACCUCUCUAUCUUUGCUGGUAAGUGACCCAGUUACGGGGUUUGUAACAAUGCAUAUAUAACAAUAUAUCUUAUUGUCACUUAUAGUUUCUUUAAUAUAUAUAUAAAUAAGUACUGCAAAAAGAAAAAAAAAUAGUGAGUGUCCAUUUAGAAAUCUGAUGGCAGUGGAGAAGAAGCUGUUCCUAAAGCAUUGAGUAUGUAUCCACAGGCUCUUGUACCUCCUCUUUGAUGGUAGUAGUGUGUAAAGGGCAUGUCCUGGGUGAUAGGGGUCCUUAAUGAUGGUGCUGUCUUUUUAAAGGCAUCACCUUUCGAAGUUGUCCUCAAUGCUGGGGAGGCCAGUGUCCAUGACAGAGCUGAGUUUACAAUUUUCUGAUCUUGUGCAGUGGCGACCAGUCAGAAUGCUCUCCACAGUACAUUUGUAGAAGUUUUUGAUUGUUUUAGUUGACAAACCAAGUCUGCUCAAACUCUUAAUGAAAUAUAGCCACUGUUGUGCCUUCUUAGUAAUUGCAACAAUACGCUGAACCCAGAGAUGUUGACAGCCAGGAACUUGAAACUGCUUACCCUUUCCACAGCUGAUCCCUCGAUGAGGAUUGGUGUGUGUUCCUUCGACUUUUCCUUCCUGAAAUCCACUAUCAAUUCCUUGGUCUUACUGAGAUUGAGUGCAAGGUUGUUGUUGUGAUGCCACUCAACUAGCUGAUGUAUCUCACUCCUAUACUCCUCGUCACCACCUUGCCAACAAUAAUUGUGUCAUUGAUAAAUUUAUAGAGCCAUUUGAGCUUUGUCUAGCCACAUAAUCAUGGUUGUGGAGGGAGUAGAGCAGUGGCCUAAGCACACAUCCUUGAGGUGCACCAGUGUUGAUAGUCAAUGAGGAGAAGGUGUUAUUUCUGAUCUGCACUGACUGUGGUCUCUCAGUAAGGAAGUCAGAGAUCCAGUUGCAGAGGAACAUGCAGAGACCAGGUUUAGGAGAUUAUUACUGAGGGUAUGAUAGUGUUGAAUGCUGAGCUGUAAUCAACAAGCAGCAGCCUGACAUGGAUAUUGCUCUUGUGUGGAGAGCCAGUGAGAUUGCAUCCAUUGUAGAUCUGCAGAUCGGCAAAUUGGAAUGGGUUGAGUUCCUUGUGUUAUGAAUGUACCACAGCUCUGAGGGGCCGAAGGGUGUGGGGUAGUCCUCUCCUUUGUGAGAAUCGCAAGAUCACUGUUGGGUUGGGUCAAGGGGCCCAGGAAAUGAGAGAGGGACGUGCAGAAUGUCUUGUUUCCCCGGCAAUGUAAAGCUAGGGGACAUGGCCAUUGUCUUUUGGAGACAAAUUUGUGGAUUGAGAUACUAUGCUACGUGAACGCCCUCAGGCAAAGUGGGCUGGUUGAGGGAGAGAUUGCAUCACCCCCAACCUGAUUGACAUCUACGACCCUGUGAGUCAGGAUAAAAGAGGGUCUGUAGGAACAGCCCCUCAGGUGCACCAGAAGAAACGUUAAGUGACCACGUAACAGCAGGAAGUCAUCUGAAGGAGGCCACGUGCAUUCAGUUCCGUUGCUGGAACUGGUGGCGGGAACCACGGAAAACGGCUUUUAGAUAACAAUGGGGAAAGCCACUCCCCUGACUCAACGGAUUGGCAUCAUAAAAGACUGGGCAAGUUUAAACCGCCUCUCUCUUAAACCCAAAACGCUGCAGCGUGAACAAACCAACAGUGACUGUUAUAUUUCCAUCGGACAAUACAUUAGCCCCUAGACAACGAUAGAGCUAUUUCUUAUUGGUUAUUAUUAUACCCGCGCUUUAGAUGUAGUAUUGACAACGUAUAUUAUCUGUAUGUUUGCAUUAAUCUUAUUUUUGUGCCCCUUUAUCAAUAAAUACUUUAAAAAAUAGUA